AUGAUGCUGUCGCGUACAAAACACCGUUCUUCGGUGGAAGUGUGUUCAGAUUGUGGGGCAUCAGAUCCGUCAUGGGCAUCUAUAAACAGAGGAUUACUUCUGUGUGCCGAGUGCUGCAGUGUUCAUAGAAGUAUGGGUCGACAUAUAUCUCAUGUUAAAUCCUUACGGCAGGGAUCUUGGCCGCCUUCCUUGUUAUCUAUGGUGCAAGCUCUUACAGCUCAGAAUGUAAACAGUAUUUGGGAGCAUUCUUUAUUGGACACUUCAGCUCCAAAGCAUUUACGAAAGAAACCACAGCCUAAAGAUCCUCUCCAUCCAAUUAAAUCUGAGUUCAUAUUGGCCAAGCAUUUAAGGCUGGCAUAUGUUCUACGAGCCAGACGUGACGAGCCUCCCGGCGAGCUCGGCAGACAGUUACACAGUGCAGUCAGAAGUUCCUCAUUAGAUACAGCAAUGAGAUUGUUAGCUCAGGGAGCCGAUCCUAAUUACUUUAAUCAGGAGAAGGGAAACACUUGUCUUCAUGUAGCGUGCCGGGCAGGACAACCUGCUCAAGCAGAAUUAUUAGCAGCGUGGGGUGCUGAUCCCACUGCCCGAGACAGCAUGGGGAAUAUGCCCGCAGACAGUGCCAGAGCAGGUGGUCAUACGGAGUUGGCGGAUCGUAUGACGGAGCUGGUGUACGAGUGUACGGACAGGUUGAUACAGUUCUUGACGGGAGCGAAGCCCGAGCACUCCGCUGGAAGACAUUACAUAGUACCUCGGGCACACGACUCACAUGAAAUGACAGAUGUAGCUAAGGCAGCUCGGGGAAAACUACAAUUGCUCCCCAACCACUUAUUUGAAGAGCUGGUGAUGGAUAUCUACGAUGAAAUAGACCGUAGGGAGACUGAAGCGAUAUGGCAGACAAGUGCCACGGGCUUAGAGCGUUGUGGCGUGGCAUUUCUUCCCGUGAAUCCCGCGCUUUCCGCUCCAAGGAAUCAGGGUCGUCAGAAGUUGGCGCGACUGUCUGCACCUGAACUGGCCGCGUUGUUGAGGGACGUGUUGUUAGAUGCUACCAGGAGACAAAGGAUCGCGGCCCUACAACCUAGAGGUCUAAGCGGCCCUUCAAACCCUCUUCUCUCCGCGACGCAUCUUAAGCAUCUUUCGCAGAUGUCAGAUGACGAACCUUUAUACGACUCGGUUGCUUCCGACGAAGACUACGCCGCUCUGGCGCCAAUCGACCUCGAUAUGUCACAUCUAGAUCCUCGAGCCGGUGAAAUAGUAGCUUCCACAUACAACCCUUCGCUGCCUACCGAUCAAUCCACAUCCGAUCCGACGCGGUCCCACUCACCCAGUCCCGGGCUGAGCGUUCCCAAGAAGAAGACAGAGAUAGAAAGUCUCAAGAAAGAGCUAGACAAUAGAGAUUCAACUAUCACAGAACUCAAGAAUCAGCUGAAGAAUCUGCAAACUAUAGUCGAGCAACUCACCAAAGAAAACAGCGCGUUGAAAACUAGCAGUGUGGAUGAUGACCAUAGUAUGACGUCACAAACAUCUAUCAACGAGAGUAAUACACUGGAGCUAUCACCUCAAGAAAGGGGGAGGAGUCUGGACACGGAACCUCUGACACUAUCAGAAGACGUGGAGUUGAGGCAAGCGGUGAAAACACGGCCGGUCAGUAUGUUUGAGGCUAGGGAGGGACCAAAGAAUAACUGGCAGGUUACUAAACACCAGCUAACAAGUAUUCCUGGUUUGGAGCGCUCUUUGACUCAAGGUGCGCUUGAGGGGGCUUCGGUCCAGCAGGCGCCGUCGGGGGAGGUCCAGUUAAGGGCGGAGGCCGUGACCCGCUGUAUACAGGAACUGUGGGCCGCCGCGAGGCUCAGGAGACCACAACUACCAGACUGCGCUGACUCUAUACGGAGAACCGUCGCUGAUCUACUGUCUUUGUUCCCACAGACAUGUACGGACAGUGCCCUCCAACAAGUCAUAUCAGAUCUCCGAUCAGCCAGUGAGGCGGUGGUCCUGUCUUGCAGCACUAGGGCUCCGCUGGACCAGGUGCGGGCGGCGGCCUACGACCUGGCCAAGGCUACCAAGCUGCUAGUAACACACUUCACGCCCUCCUAG
Molecule: messenger RNA, 2091 nt
Organism: Danaus chrysippus (African queen)
Lineage: Eukaryota; Metazoa; Arthropoda; Insecta; Lepidoptera; Nymphalidae
Source: the annotation of a GenBank genome assembly